UAUUAAUAAAUCCGAACUCCCUAAUUUUGUAUUCCAAAAAACCGAGAAUAAAAGGCAAGGCAAAGGAAGAAACAGAACCCGCCAUUGAAGCCGAUAGAGGAAGGUCCGAAAUGGAGAAAUCCGCGAUCAGGUCCGCAACAGAGCAACUCUCGCAACUCCUCCUCAUCAAACCAGAACCUGAAGAUCAGCGAAUCAACAACGACCACGAGGAUGCUGCAACGACCGCCAUUAACAUCGUCAUCCCUGUCCAACCUUUCAUUUCGCUCUGCAAUUCGCUCAUUCACGUCCUCGGUUUGCUUUCCGCCUCUGUCCCUGUCGAUCUCUUUCUGUUUCUCUCUGUGAUGUUAUCGUUCACGAUUGCAGAUAAAAUCGGGCCGACAAUGGCGGUUCUGAGGCAGGAAAUUCGUCAGAACAUUGAGCGGCUUGAAAUGGCGGAAGAAUGGGGGGAUUUGGUUGAGAUUCUGAAGAAAGAGGGAAGGGAAGGGAGGGCGAGGACGGAAAGCAGUUGUAGCAGAGCGUUUGUUUGGCUGAUUAGAUCUCUAGACUUCACAUUGGCCCUAUUGGAGAAGAUAGCAAGUAACGAAGCAGGGAUGAACAUGGAACGAGCAGUUGAGGAAUCCUACAACCAAACUUUGAAGCCAUGGCAUGGUUGGAUUUCAUCCGCUGCUUACAAGAUAGCUCUAAAACUAGUGCCUGAUACACCAACCUUCAUCAACAUAAUCAUGGAAGAUCACCAUAACUACCACACCCUCCUCCAUGACAUCCACAUUUUGAUUCCUUUGCUCUCAACUUUUGUCGAACAAGCUCACUCCAUUCUGAGAUUGUAUAACUUGAAUCGGAUUAAGUCGAAAUAGCCACUGAAGACAAGAGGAGAUCAAAGUCGAGUGUUGUCUUUGUAAAUUAUAUUUCAUUUAUUUGUAUUCCAAUCUUUUACUUGUUUCAUCUUUGGAGAACCCAUAUCAGAACGGUUCAUUGUGUUCUUGCAUUCGUUAUUUUCCAUGCUUUAAUGAUCUUGUUGAAUGUCGUCUUGUGUUCAUGGCAACCAUUGCUGAUGGACUAGCCGACCAUUUAAAGUAGAUUUAGUCCAUUUUUGUUGUUUGUCACACCGUUGCAAUGUAGCCUCUCCUCCUCCCCGUUCUCUUUCUACCGAUCGUCGACCUUCAACGUUUCCUCCCUUUGUGUUCGUCCCAACAUCGUCUUACAUAGUUC
Messenger RNA from Cucurbita moschata (crookneck pumpkin), 1209 nucleotides. Its product is annotated as glycolipid transfer protein 3-like. Gene Ontology annotation, biological process: intermembrane lipid transfer; ceramide transport. The record is from RefSeq and is a predicted model, not a curated record. The transcript has 4 exons. Lineage: Eukaryota; Viridiplantae; Streptophyta; Magnoliopsida; Cucurbitales; Cucurbitaceae. Gene Ontology annotation, molecular function: ceramide 1-phosphate binding; ceramide 1-phosphate transfer activity. Gene Ontology annotation, cellular component: cytoplasm; cytosol; membrane. The coding region runs from base 111 to 854 and encodes 247 amino acids.